This is a messenger RNA of Staurois parvus, 385 nucleotides long. The record is from the annotation of a GenBank genome assembly. NCBI's taxonomy places the organism in Eukaryota, Metazoa, Chordata, Amphibia, Anura, Ranidae.
AGAUCUCUCCCGUCAGCACCAGCAUGCUGCUUUGUAUUGCUCUGCAUAGCAGAGCAAUACAAACCAGCUUGCUUUUCAUAGUAAAGCACACAUAGUAAAACACACACAGCACACAGUUAACCCUUUGAUCAUCCCAGAUGUUAACUCUUUCCUGCCCAGUGCCAUUAGUACAGUUUCAGUGCUUUUAUUAGCACUGAUCACUGUAUUAGUGUCACUGGGGAUGUCAGUGACAUUUAGUCAGUUCCCCCCAGUGUCAGAAUGCCUGCCGCAGUCCCGCUAUAAGUCGCUGAUCGCCGCCAUUACUAGUAUUAGAAAGAAAAAAAUAAAAUUCCAGUAUAUAUACCGAUAUUUUAAGCGCUAUAACUUUCACGUAAACCAACUAAUC